Meloidogyne enterolobii is the source of this 335-nucleotide messenger RNA. NCBI's taxonomy places the organism in Eukaryota, Metazoa, Nematoda, Chromadorea, Rhabditida, Meloidogynidae. The record is from the annotation of a GenBank genome assembly.
AUGCGGGUCGCUCCGCCGUUAUGGUUGGCUAGGCACAUAUCCUAUAAUCCUGAAUUUUUUCCUGGGAUGUGUCUAAGACUCAAGGAAUCGCACAUCGUUGUUAUAGUAUUCGCAACCGGAAAAUGCAUUAUUACCGGAGCACAAUCAGAAGAAGAAAUUUAUUCAACUCAAAAUAAGAUUUACAAUUCAAUUUCAAUGUUUUUGAAAAAAUAAAUUAAAAAAUACUUUUGUUAAUUUCGGUUCGUAAUUCCAUCAAUAAUUCACCAAGUUUGUUCUCUCCCUCCCAAAUAUUUGGAUCAUUCAGACACGGGCUUUUAUGGCUCAAUCCAUUACUC